Messenger RNA from Medioppia subpectinata, 589 nucleotides. The record is from the annotation of a GenBank genome assembly. Lineage: Eukaryota; Metazoa; Arthropoda; Arachnida; Sarcoptiformes; Oppiidae.
GUUUAGCACAUCUCACGUGUGUUUACUUUGAAUACACUUUCAUUUGUUGUCACUUAUAGUCAUUUAGAAACAUAUACUUCAUUGAGAUAUGAAUCAAAUGAAUAUCUUCGCCACAAUUGGUGCCAAAUUUGGCACAAAUUACAGAUUUAGUCAACACUUGUCACACAUGAUAACUCGACACAUGGCCUCCACAGUGUCUGCAGACAUGGAUCCGACCCACACGACUGACUCGUCGGCCAGAGACCCGACGAGAGACCGGACACGUGUUGUUAGUCCCCAACAGAGUAUCCAAUAUGUGAAGAGCACUGCUUUCGCGGAAACGUACGCUCACUAUAAGGUGUGGCAGUUGUAUCGGCGCAACUUUAAGGGACAGUUCUCUCCCUUCAGAUCCCGAGACAAUUGUAUUAUUGAUAACUAUAUCUAUACAUCAAAUCCGUGUCCAGUUUGUCGCGACGAAUACCUCGUACUUCACUAUACAAAUAUGGAUCUAUUGAAUCAAUUUAUUAAUCCUCAUUCGGGUUAUGUCUACGAGAAUACCAUUCUAUGUNGUUUUGCCACUAAAUAUGAGAGUAAGGGUUUGGGUGGAUAG